This is a messenger RNA of Suillus fuscotomentosus, 429 nucleotides long. RefSeq lists its product as uncharacterized. Lineage: Eukaryota; Fungi; Basidiomycota; Agaricomycetes; Boletales; Suillaceae. The coding region runs from base 1 to 429 and encodes 142 amino acids. Gene Ontology annotation, molecular function: monooxygenase activity; iron ion binding; heme binding. The transcript is spliced from 2 exons. The record is from RefSeq and is a predicted model, not a curated record.
AUGGAGGAUCAGGAGGGUUUUCUGGAUGCAUGCGAGGGUUUCCUGGAGGCACGCGAGGGUUUCCUGGAGGCACGCGAGGGUUUCCUGGAGGCACGCGAGGGUUUCCUGGAGGCACGCGAGGGUUUCCUGGAUGCACGUGAGGGUUCCCUGGAGAAACCGGGUCUGAAAGACCAUUAUUGGUUCCGAAAAGUAAUGCCUGAGGUGGAAAAUACUAGAGUGUGUCCUGGUCAACAUGUCGCGAAUCGGUCCAUCUUCAUCAAUACGGCUGUUAUUCUCUGGGCUUUCCGCCUUUCAGAGAAUCCUGCAGCGAAGAUUGACACGCUUGCAAUCUCAAAUACUGCAACCGUACAUGCUGCUGCAUUUGAGAUAUGUUUAGAGAAGAGGAUCGAUGAGAAUGUGAUCAGGGAACUAUGUGCACCGGGCAAAUAA